Teleopsis dalmanni is the source of this 1161-nucleotide messenger RNA. RefSeq names its product probable serine hydrolase. The coding region runs from base 1 to 1092 and encodes 363 amino acids. The record is from RefSeq and is a predicted model, not a curated record. Gene Ontology annotation, molecular function: catalytic activity. The transcript is spliced from 2 exons. Lineage: Eukaryota; Metazoa; Arthropoda; Insecta; Diptera; Diopsidae.
AUGAAUGUCACUGGCGGAUCUGCAGAGGAUAUAAAUGUCAAAGUCAGCAAAGCGAGAAAAGCUUUCGGUGAAUUAAAAAAGUAUGGUCUGGAUUCAAAUCUCAAGCUCAACAAAACUGAAAAUCUAUCCAUCAUGUGUUAUUGUCAUGCUCUAUGGUUACAAAACUUGGUUACAGAAAUACGUAUACCAGUUCCUUGGGGAUACGUGGCAGGACGUUGGUAUGGUGAUGAUUUAAAGCAACCAAUUUUAGCUCUUCAUGGCUGGCUCGACAACUGUGGUACGUUUGCUAAAUUGGCCCCAAUGUUAGUACCUUAUAGAAGUAUAUUAUGUAUUGACUUUCCUGGACAUGGUCUAUCGUCUCAUUUGCCUCAAGGAAUGCAAUAUCAUAUUAAGGACUACGUGCAUUUGAUAACAAGAAUUAUGAAAAUUUACAACUGGGAUAAGAUAACAUUAAUGGGACACUCAAUGGGAGGUUAUACUGCGUUCUACUUUACAUGUCUUUAUCCAGAUCGCGUUGAUGGUCUCAUUUGUCUUGAUGUCCUAAGGGCAUCAAUUUACAGUCCAGAAGAAAUGAUACCUUAUAUGCACUAUGUCAUUGAGAAAGCAGUUAUUGGUACAAAAGAAAAACAUCCAAUAUUAGAGAAAAUCGAACCUCGCAGUUACACUUUUGAAGAAUUUGAGCAACGCCUUUAUGAAGGAUCGUUGCGUUCAAUUUGGUUGGAAAAUUGUAAAUAUAUACUUGAAAGAAAUUUAAGUAAAUCGAAACUGAACUCUAAUAAAUACUACUUAUCCCGUGAUAUCCGUGUUAGUUAUAUGCACCCAUUUGAAUUUUCCGAGGAGAUGAACAGAGAAAUGGCGAUGCGUAUAUGCAAUAUAUCACUACCUUUGCUUCGUUAUAUUGCUGAUAACAGUUCAUAUAUAUUACCUAAUCCAACAGAAAUUGACGAAAUAUUAAAAGCCAAUAAUCCUAAUUUUUUCACAUUUACCAUAUGUGGUGGAACACAUCACAUGCAUUUAAAUAAUCCUGAAGAAGUUGCUAAGAUAAUAAUAGAAUUUUUGAAAAAGUAUUUUACACAUAAGGGAAAAUUAUAGUAUCACAACAACUUGUAAAGCUGAUUCAAUCAGUUAUCAUUUUGAGAAUUAUUUUAAAUUAUUUUUCAU